AUGGCGUCGUCCACUCUCCUCGAUCCCGAUCUCAUCGAUCUGAAACUCGACUGGCAAGACGAGUUUGUCAGAGACUUCAAAGAUCCACCGACGGCGAUCAAGGAGUUCUUCAGAAGAGCCGAGGUCAUCAAGAAACGCCAUCAAGCUCUGCGCAAGCAAAGUCUUCCCAACCGACCUGAUCUCGACGAGACUCUCCGUGAACGCUUGGGCAUCAAGAAAUCCAACACCGAGGUCGACGACUUGAAGGAAGCCUACCAAUCUCUCAAGUACACGUUCAAACCCUCAGAGUACAAAGCCCUCCACUAUCCAGCCCGCCGCCACCCAGCUCAAGACACCUUCAGCUCGGUUGAAGAACGAGACCAAUUCCUCAGAAACAAAGAACACCUCGACGAUCUCCUCGCCAUCAAGGGAGAGGCUCCAACACUACCAGACGAGUUCAGCAACCCCUACGCCACCCGCAUCCCCAUCAUGUCGAUCCUCACUCUCCACCCCACCAAGGAGAACUGGGAAGCCAAAACCCGCGAAGUCCUCACUGCCUCCAUCAUCCACCGCAAAGGCCUAACCGCUCAAAUCAUGUACCUCAACUGCCUGCGCAACACCAAGAUGAACGAAGUCUUCGCCCGCGACAGCCUCCUGCGCAACACGACCUGCGAAGCGGCGCUCGCCCACAACCAACACGCCUGGGUCAACUUCAUCAACCACCUCCCCACCAUCACCACCGAAACCCUCAAGCGCGCCACGUGGUGCCAGCUACUCGAAGACGAAUACAACGGCAUGACGCGCGAGUGGCUGUUCUUCUGGAACUGGGUCGAGGAGUGCAAGGCGGCCAACAUCGAGUACCGCGAGAAGGAGAUCCGCUUCUGCGCCCUGCUCAAGGAACACUGUAAGAAGAAGGGGUUCCUGCAGGACAAGAUCGCCGAGAGCAACGACCUGGUCUUGCCGGCUUUGUACCACUGGUGGGCCGAGUUGGAGUGGCUCGAGCUCGACUGCAAGACCAUCUCGGUCGAGGAGGAUGGAGAGACGGUCGCCCGCCCCGUCUUCUUCACCAGGGGCAAUGCCCAGUUCGCUGAGCAUUGCCGCGUCGUCCAGACGUUGGAGUGGGAAGACAAGUAG
Molecule: messenger RNA, 1113 nt
Organism: Exophiala bonariae
Lineage: Eukaryota; Fungi; Ascomycota; Eurotiomycetes; Chaetothyriales; Herpotrichiellaceae
Exons: 1
Coding region: 1-1113 (370 amino acids)
Source: RefSeq, a predicted model, not a curated record